Molecule: messenger RNA, 3304 nt
Organism: Cuscuta campestris
Lineage: Eukaryota; Viridiplantae; Streptophyta; Magnoliopsida; Solanales; Convolvulaceae
Source: the annotation of a GenBank genome assembly
AGUCUCACUCUCUAUACAUUUGCACUACAAUCCACACAUCAUUUUAUAUUUUCUGCUUCAAAAUACUCUCUCUUUAUUGCUUUGAUUUUUUUCAAACUUGCGUAAUACGUAAUAGGAAUACCCCCCAGUUUAAGCCAAAGUAGCUGCACAAAACAUUGAUUCAAUUGAAAUGGUUUUAGGGUUUCUGCAACUUUAUAUGCUUUUCUUCUAGGGUUUUGUACCAGCUCAAUCUCAACUCACUUUGUCUUCUUCUUCGAAAUUUUUAUAUAAUUUAUUUGUUUUAUCUGAAGAAAAAGCUGUAAAUUCAGUGUGAUUCACGGCGGUUGAAGAAUGGCGCUUCUGGGUUUCAUGUCUUGGAAGAUCGGGGAGGAACAUGGUAGAUCUUAGUGCGGCAUUGAGAUAGAAGGUUGGGGUUUUAAUAAAGAGUUAAUGCACACAGGAAGGCGUUGAAUCAGUGUUGCCAAACAUGACUUUCUCUAAGCUCGAUGAUUCUCCUAUGUUCCGCAAACAGCUGCAAAGCUUGGAGGAAAGUGCUGAAUCUCUGAGAGAGAGAAGUUUGAAGUUUUAUAAAGGAUGUCGAAAAUAUACGGAAGGCCUCGGAGAGGGAUAUGAUGGAGACAUUGCUUUUGCAAGUGCUCUGGAAACCUUUGGCGGGGGACACAAUGACCCCAUCAGUGUCGCUUUUGGAGGUCCUGUAAUGACUAAAUUCACUAUUGCACUCAGGGAAAUUGGUACAUACAAGGAAGUUCUUAGGUCCCAGGUAGAGCACUUACUGAAUGAUCGAUUGCUGCAAUUUGUUAACAUAGACUUGCAUGAUGUCAAGGAAACACGAAAGCGCUUUGACAAGGCUAGCCUUCUAUACGAUCAAGCUCGUGAUAAGUUUUUGUCACUAAGGAAAGGCACUAGGAGUGACAUAGCAAACAUGUUAGAGGAGGAACUUUAUAAUGCAAGGUUAGCCUUUGAACAAGCAAGGUUCAACUUGGUUACUGCACUCUCAAAUGUUGAAGCAAAGAAAAGGUUUGAAUUUUUAGAAGCAGUUAGUGGCACGAUGGAUGCCCACCUUCGUUACUUCAAGCAGGGUUAUGAACUUUUGCAUCAAAUGGAGCCCUACAUUAAUCAGGUAUUGACAUAUGCACGACAAUCUAGGGAAAGAUCUAACUAUGAACAAGUAGCUCUUAAUGAGAAGAUGCAAGAAUACAAAAGGCAGAUAGACCGAGAGAGCAAGUGGGCUUCAAGUGGUUCCAAUGGAUCUCCAUCUCCUAAUGGAGAUGGUAUACAAGCCAUUGGUAGAAGUUCACAUAAGGAGAUAGAAGCAGCUAUGCAAUCUGCAACAAGGGGGAAGGUCGAGACCAUUAGACAAGGCUAUCUUUCGAAACGUUCUUCAAGCUUAAGAGGUGACUGGAAAAGACGAUUUUUUGUUCUUGAUAGCCGAGGAAUGUUGUAUUACUAUCGCAAACAAAAUACCAAACCAUCUGGGUCUGGCAGUCAAGUCUCUAGCCAGAGGAAUAGUUCUGAGCUUGGUUCUGGACUGCUGAGUCGCUGGCUUUCUUCCCAUCAUCAUGGCGGGGUGCAUGAUGAGAAGUCUGUUGCUCACCACACUGUAAAUCUCUUAACAUCAACAAUAAAGGUUGAUGCUGACCAGUCGGAUCUGCGGUUUUGCUUCAGGAUUAUUUCACCAACAAAAAGCUAUACACUGCAGGCUGAGAGUGCCCUAGAUCAAAUGGAUUGGAUUGAAAAGAUUACUGGGGUUAUUGCUUCUUUGUUGAGUUCUCAAGCCCCUGAUAGGCGUUUUCCUGCUAGUCCAAUGGGCAGUGGUCAUCAUCGAUCUGCAAGUGACAGCAGCUCAUUUGAUAGCUAUGAUGUUGAUCCCGCAGCAGGUGAUGAACAUGGAUCUGAGAGACAUGCAUCUGUCCAUAACGAGCGCCCCUUGAGAAACUCACAACAGCUGCAGAUUGCCGUGAGAGCUGAACAGCCGAUUGAGACGUUACGGAAAGUAUGUGGCAAUGAAAAAUGUGCCGAUUGUGGUGCCACCGAGCCUGAUUGGGCAUCUUUGAACCUCGGCGUUCUUGUCUGUAUCGAAUGCUCAGGUGUUCAUCGAAACCUUGGUGUUCAUAUAUCCAAGGUAAGGUCACUGACUCUUGAUGUUAGAGUAUGGGAGCCUUCAGUACUGGCUUUGUUUGAGUCCUUGGGUAAUGCAUUUGUGAAUUCAGUAUGGGAAGAGUCACUUCAAUCAAGAGGUGCCUUCCAGGUUAACCACGGUCCUACAAGCUUGUACAAGUCCGAUAAACAGCAGCAACUAUACAUAAGCAAGCCAAGCAAGGGUGACCCAAUUUCAACCAAGGAGAAAUUCAUUCAUGCAAAGUAUGCAGAGAAAAUGUUUGUGCGGAAAAGUAAGGACUACCGACCCGUAGCACAACAAAUGUGGGAGGCUGUCCGUUCUAAUGAUAAGAAAGGCGUGUAUAGGCUCAUUGUCAACUCUGAUGCAGAUGUUAAUGCUAUCUGUACACAGUUACUGAACACCUCACUAACUCUUGCCAAAGUAAUGUCAUUGCAAGAACAGGCUGGCAUCAUUGAUGAGAAGCCUAGCCACUCAUUAGAACUUCGUGCAAUUCAGAGCGAAUGCCUUGACGAAUCUAUAAAUCUUGAUGGGUGUUCAUUGCUUCACCUUGCUUGUGAAACAGCAGACAUAGGAAUGCUGGAGCUGUUGCUUCAGUAUGGUGCAAAUGUGAAUGCCCAUGAUUUGAGAGGCUGGACCCCGUUGCAUCAGUGCAUUCUGAGGCAGAAAGCCACAUUCGCUAAGCUGCUGCUUUCAAGGGGAGCUAAUCCGCACGCUGUAAAUGGGGACGGUAAAACCCCCGUUGAUCUUGCCAUGGAAUCAAACUUCAACGAUCACGAGGUCCUUUCGCUACUGUCAAAUGCAAACCGGUGACUGAACUUGGGUGAUAAUAUAUACACAUUUAUAGAGGAAUUACAGUGAAGGCUGGUUGAAACAAAGGCUUUGAAGCUUGGUUUGUGAAGUUGUGGUUGUCUGUGAGUAUUUUGUAAUUAUUAUUAUCAUUAUUAUGUUUGUAGAUGUAGAGCCCAAUGAAUCCCCACCCAUAGAUGCUGCCGCUCGAUACAAAACCAAUGGCAGUGCGGGUCGGGUCGAUACGGUUUGUAUUCUAUAGCCGGUUUUCACGUGUUCGAUUUGAGAGUGGGUUGGUACUGAGGUUUGUGUACAUUUUUCUUUUACAUAGGAAUGGGAAGUCUUCACUUGAUUAAGUUUUUGUGUUUUUUUAUGUUUAAAGAAAUGAAACAUAACCCC